UAUAUCGUCAAACCAUUGAAAGCUGGACUUUAUUCUCUCACUUUCAUAAUCAUGAAAAGAAAAAAAAAGUUACUGAUGGGGACUACGAAGACUUCGCAUAACAUAGAUAUCUUUUGCAUAACCUAGGAUUGUUAAAAUCCUAACAUGACUUUAUUGGUCUCCUGUCUGCAACCAGUUAAUGCUGGGUUGGGCCAGGGUUCCCCUCUUUCCCGUCACUUACCCAUUCUUUUCAUAGCCUCACCUAAUAUCAUGACUUGAAGUAACAGUUUACGGUAACAACUCUCAAAUUUAUAUAUCCACUCUCGAACCCUCUGCCAAUGUUGAAUCACAGGUUGAGUAGAUGGCACUACGCUUUGAGGUCUUACUGACUUUUCAAACUGAUCAUGCUUGAAAUGGGAGUACUGGGCUUCCCUGCAAGCCUGCUCCACCAGCAGCCUCCCCACCUCAGGGUAUGGGAAGUCCACACGUGGCGAACGCGAAGCCUAUUACAUCACCCGGAAGUCCCUGCAUCCUUUGAAGGCUGGGCCCGGCCAAAGGAGGCCCAAUAGAGGGCGGUCUGUCCUUUCCCAGCAGGCUGGGCACACUGUCAGGCGUCCUCCUUUGGGUGGCUAUUUUAACUGCUCAUUUAUCCUUUUCUUCUAUGAAAAGAUCCAGAAAAGAGGCAAAGCGAGCGAGAAGUCGCGGGCCCAGCCCACAGCAGGGUAAGCACCUUUGUUCGGGGUCUGAAUCGGGGCGACUAUCCCCGCCUCCUGACCUCGAUUUUCCUGAGCUUGAAGGGACCUUUCGACCCUCCGACUUGUGCCUAUACUAAAGCGGCAGCCCUAAGACGACGCGGGGGUUCUGGUGCGCACUUACGUGGAGUCGGAUGAGCUGGGUGAGUUCCCACACCCGGUAGAUGUAAGGGAAAAACUGCAUUACCCAGAAGGCACCGUCCUUUGUGUCGGCCGCGGACUCUGGGCCAUUGACGGCCCAGGACAGGAGCGUUUUCUCCGGGCCAGGGCGGCGGAGGCGGGACUUCCGCUUCUUCGUGUGACGUCAUCUCCGUGGGCCGGCUUGGCCCUGAAGCAGUGUGGGGCCUAGAGCGCUGGGUGGGCGCGUUCUGCGGCCUGAGCAGGGAAGGGUAGUGAAGCGGUUACGCCCCUUCUCCGCGUCUUGGCGGGAGCCUGACGCCCCGCUUCUCCCCUAACGAGGCGUCCCGCUGGCGCUCACCGAGGCCUAGGCCUCCGCAGCCGCCCUCCGUCUCCUCAGCCCCGACGCUGCGCCCUGGGCCUUGUGCGCAUUUUUUUGGGGGGAAAACUGAGGCUCAGAGUGCGAAAGUCAGCCGCGAUCGCCCCGCCCAGGACAGAGAAGGGCUGUGGUCGGCUGAUCCGCGGCAUUCCCGGGAUGGCGGCGGCGUGGAUGGCUCCGGCGCAGGAGUCUGUGACCUUCGAGGACGUGGCUGUGACAUUUACCCAGGAGGAGUGGGGGCAGUUGGACGUGACCCAGAGGGCCUUGUACGUGGAGGUGAUGCUGGAGACCUGUGGGCUUCUGGUCGCACUGGGUGACAGCACAAAACCUGAGACCGUAGAGCCUAACCCUUCUCACCUGGCCUUGCCUGAGGAAGUCUCACUCCAGGAACAGCUGGCACAGGGAGUCCCAGGAUACUCCUAUUUUGGGCAGGCCAUGGAUCAGGAUGGGCCAUCUGAAAUGCAGGAAUAUUUGAGACCAGGGACAGACCCACAGAGUGAGAAUCUCCAUGGGAAAAUGAGCCUUGAAAAUGAAGGUUUGGCGACAGCUGAUGGUAUAUGUUCAAUGAUGAUACAGAACCAAGUCUCACCAGAAGAUGCUCUUUAUGGAUUUGACUCAUAUGGACCAGUUACAGAUUCCCUGAUUCACGAAGGGGAAAAUUCCUAUAAAUUCGAGGAAAUGUUUAAUGAUAAUUGCUUCCUUGUUCAGCAUGAGCAGAUUCACCCUCGUGUGAAGCCCUAUGAUUGCCCAGAAUGUGGGAAAGCCUUCGGCAAGAGCAAACACCUCCUUCAGCAUCACAUCAUCCAUACUGGGGAGAAGCCCUAUAAAUGCAUGGAGUGUGGGAAAGACUUCAACCGCAGGUCACACCUCACACGGCACCAGCGGACUCACAAUGGAGAUAAGCCCUUUGUGUGCAGCGAAUGUGGAAGGACCUUCAACCGCGGGUCACACCUGACACGGCACCAGCGGGUUCACAGUGGAGAGAAGCCUUUUGUGUGCAAUGAAUGUGGAAAGGCCUUCACCUACCGCUCCAAUUAUGUUUUGCAUAACAAGAGCCACAAUGAGAAGAAACCCUUCGCAUGCAGCGAAUGUGGAAAAGGCUUUUAUGAGAGUACAGCCCUCAUUCAACACUUCUUUAUCCACACUGGGGAGAGGCCCUUUAAGUGCCUUGAGUGUGGGAAGGCCUUCAACUGCAGGUCACACCUCAAGCAGCAUGAGCGGAUUCACACUGGUGAGAAGCCCUUUGUGUGCAGUCAAUGUGGAAAGGCCUUCACUCACUACUCCACCUAUGUCUUGCAUGAAAGAGCCCACACCGGAGAAAAGCCUUUUGAGUGCAAAGAAUGUGGGAAAGCCUUUAGCAUUCGAAAAGACCUCAUUCGCCACUUCAACAUCCACACUGGAGAGAAGCCCUAUGAGUGUUUACAGUGUGGAAAGGCUUUUACCCGCAUGUCAGGGCUCACAAGGCACCAGUGGAUUCAUACUGGAGAGAAGCCCUACGUAUGCAUCCAAUGUGGGAAAGCCUUUUGUCGGACCACAAACCUCAUUCGACACUUCAGCAUCCACACUGGAGAGAAGCCCUAUGAGUGCGUGGAGUGCGGGAAGGCCUUCAACCGCAGGUCACCCCUCACAAGGCACCAGCGGAUUCACACUGCAGAGAAGUCCCAUGAACGCAUCCAGAGUGGGAACGUUUCUUGCGAGAGCACAGAUCUGGUUCAACACUCCAUCAUCCAGACUGAGAGUAGCCCAGAGAGUGCAGCGAAUAUGGAAGCACCUUCAAUUGCCGCUCAUUCCUCCUCACUCGACAUCAACGGAUUCAUCCUGGGAGAAACCCUACCAUUGUAACAGAUGUGGGAAGACCUUUUACACACUUCAGUCAACAUCCACGAAUUCCUGUUAGGGAAAGAGUUUUUGAAUAUCACCGCUGAAGAAAAUCUGUGGUGAGAGGAAACAUCGUACCGUCUGGUCAUUCAUACUGAAGAGAAGCUUCAUAAGCAUCAUCUUUGUGUGAAAACCUGUUUUAGAUAAUCAUUUGUCAUCUAAACAAUUAUGUUAGAAAUUGACACAGCCAAGAGUCUUAUUCUACAUCUGAUAAUUCGCCCAUGAGAGAGACCCAAUGGUUAUUGUGCACUUAGGAAAACCUUCAGCCACAUCUUUCUUGUUAGUUUACAGUGAAAUGUUAUCUCAGGGACAUUCAAGCAAAGGAGGAGGAGUCAUAGGGAAGAGAAAGAAAUGGAAGCACAGCUUCUUUCAGACUUCCCUGACAAGCCCAUGGCAGUUUGUUAUCUCCUCGUUAUUUUAUUUGGGAGAGGAAAAUGUUUCAGAAACACAAGGGCCUCAUCCCCUUUAUUUUCCCUGUGUACAUUCACUGCUGUCCAGUGCUGUAGACAAAUGGUUUGUUUGAAAACAUUUUGUGAAAGCCUACUUUGUUCCACAGCAUUGUCUCUACUCUUGAGGAGCAGAAGCAUAUAUCUUUAUGAGAAAGAUGGAGGCUUGAGUUAUGAAAUACUUUGACAUUUAAGGAGAUAAGGAUGUGCAUAUGAAUGGGCACAUUUUACUGCACACUUCAAACGCUUUGAUUUUUUUAAAAAAUUGUUUCUUCUUGUGUCUUUAACCACCCAGUACACAUACUUUUUUCUUGAUAUGGAUCUACUUGUUAAUUUCUUUUUCUUUAUUUUUCUGCGGGAUGGAGAUGAUAUUGUAGCUGUUUGUACAUAAUAUAAUCCAGGGAGUCCUAGUUCUUCCCUCUGAUUGUGGUUUCUCAGCUUCUUUACUCCUCUUUAGAGAGAGUAAAUAGUUCAAAGUUCACCUCAGCAAUUUUCUAGAGGACAUUUUGGAACCAAAAAUGAAAUAAGACAUGUAGCUAAAUUAAAGGAUUAUGAUAAACUCAGAAAAUAAACACAAAGAAGGAAUCUCAUUUUUCAGUCUUACAGAAGAUUGUGUGUAGGCUGACUAUAAAGUGACUGGAAUUUUAACAGGUGAACCUGCAUGUGUAUAUGCAGGUAGUUGUCACUACGGAUUUAGUCCAGUCAUAGUAAUUAAUAUGUUUAAUCGGAAUAUUUUGGAAUUUCUCUUUUGGUAUUCUUUUGUUUCUUUUAUUGUUUUUAAUUGACACGUAAUGUUUAUGGGGUUCGGUGUGAUAUUUCAAUAUAUGUGUGCUAAGAGUAAUGAUCA
Rhinopithecus roxellana (golden snub-nosed monkey) is the source of this 4398-nucleotide messenger RNA. It is a transcript of the gene ZNF460, whose product is annotated as zinc finger protein 460. Gene Ontology annotation, molecular function: DNA-binding transcription repressor activity, RNA polymerase II-specific. The record is from RefSeq and is a predicted model, not a curated record. Lineage: Eukaryota; Metazoa; Chordata; Mammalia; Primates; Cercopithecidae. Gene Ontology annotation, biological process: negative regulation of transcription by RNA polymerase II.